UUGGGCUCAUUGCAGGCUGUGUGUGGUUCCACAGAAGGUGUCCUGCCGACAGCUCACGUCCCUUGGAAAUGCGGCGGCUGCUGCCCCUCGUGUGUUUGGCGCUUGCCCUCGAGGCCCAGGCUUUUGAAUUUCUCAUAAACGGAGAAUGGGAAGAAGAGAGCUUCCCAUCCGAUGGAAAUUUGGGUGAACACCAGAAUGGGAAAUUCAGGAGGAGUGUGAUGGGACCAGAUGACAAAGAUGACGGAGACUUUGAGGCUUUCGCCGGGAGUGGCAUCAUCGUCCGGAGCUACAAGGUGGAGAGCCGCAUCACGUCGCGUUUUGCCCACACCACAGUCAGGAGCUUGGUGGUCAAUGUGGCACAGCAGGCGGAGAGCAUUGCCUUCAACGUGCAGAUCCCCAAACGAGCCUUCAUCACCAACUUCACCAUGAAUGUGAACGGGGUCAUGUUUGUCGGCUCUGUGAAGGAGAAGACGGUGGCUAGAAACCUCUACGCCCAGGCUAGAGCUAGAGGCAAAGCAGCAGGCAUAGUAAGAACGAAUGCCCAGGACAUGGACACGUUUAAGAUGGAGGUGCAUGUCCCAGCGAACAGCAACAUUGAAUUCGAGCUCCACUACCAGGAAAUGAUGCAGAGAAAACUGGGGUUCUAUGAGCACUCACUGUAUCUGCAGCCUGGCCAACUGGUUCCUAUCCUGCAGGUCGAUGUGUAUAUCUAUGAGCCAAAAGGAAUCGCGGUUGUGGAGGCUCCCAACACCCUGGGAGAGCAGUUCAAGAACUUAGCAAAAGUUGUGACCUCCAAGGACAAGGCCCACGUAGUUUUCCGGCCCACGCUGUUUCAGCAGAGAAAGUGUGACAGCUGCAGCACUACAGCCGUGGAUGGCAUUUUCACCGUGCGAUACGAUGUACACAGAGACAACAGCGCUGGAGAGUUGCAGGUCUCAGAUGGGCACUUUGUGCAUUUCUUUGCCCCGAACAACCUGUCCUCCAUGCCCAAAAACAUUGUGUUCGUCAUCGACGUGAGCGGGUCCAUGUGGGGUAUCAAGAUGAAGCAGAUGGUGGAGGCCCUACAGACCAUCUUAGAUGACCUCACCAUAGACGACCACUUCAGCAUCAUUGACUUCAACCACCAUGUGCGCUGCUGGAGUGAGGACCUGGUCCAUGGCAGCUCCACCCAGGUGGCUGAUGCCAAGAAGUACAUCCAGUCUAUCAAGCCCAGUGGAGGAACCAACAUCAACGAGGCCCUCAUGAGGGCCAUCCACAUGCUGAACAAAGCAGCCAACCAGGGUUUCAUUGACCAGCGCUCUGUCUCCAUGAUCAUCUUCGUGUCUGAUGGAGACCCCACCAUUGGUGAGAUCAAGCUCAGUGCCAUCCAGAAGAAUGUGAAGCGUUACAUACGUGAGGAGUUUUCCCUUUUCUCACUGGGGAUUGGCUUUGAUGUGGACUUUGAUUUCCUGGAGCGGAUCUCCAUGGAGAAUCGAGGCAUCGCCCAGAGGAUCUACGCUCGUCACGAUACCUCUGAGCAACUUCGGAACUUCUACCGCCAGAUUUCCUCUCCGCUCCUGAGGAAGGUCACCAUCCAGUUUCCUGAGGACAGUGUGUCGAACGUCACUCAGAACCACUUUGACAAGUUCUUCAGCGGCUCCGAGCUGGUGGUAGCUGGGAAAGUCCAAACUUGCUUUUCCUCUCCUCUAAUUAGUUUUGUCACUGCCUCCUCGGCACAAAUGGACCUCUCCCUGCAGACAGAGACAGACUGCACAGAGUUAGACUCGCUUCUGGGGCACCAGUCUCACUCCGUGGCUGGGUUCGCGAGGCAGAUGUGGGCCUACAUUACUAUCAACCAGCUUCUGGCUGAGAGAUCCCUAGCCAAGACUGCAGCCGAAAAGAGGAAGAUCACGCGGAAGAUCCUGAAGCUGGCACUGGAGCACCAGUUUGUGACACCAUUCACUGCCAUGCUUGUGGAGAGCGAGACGGGUCAGGAGAGGCUGCUCGCUGACUCUCCAAAGGACCCCAAACACGGCUGCUGCAUAGGCACCCCCCUGGGUAGAAAGACAGAAGUGUUGGUUCAAAGUGUCCCACCCUGGGCUCUGAGUACACCUCCACCCAGCGAGGCCAAGACUGACCGCAUCAUCACUAUGGUGGAGAAUGACCCCCACUUCACAGUUCACCUGCCCAAGAGUCAUAUGGAUGUGUGCUUCAACAUUGACUCAGAGCCGGGACACAUUCUAAACUUGGUAUCAGAUCCAGAAUCAGGCCUUGCAGUGAAUGGACAGCUAGUAGCGGGAAAGAAGAUAAAGAAUAACAAGCUGAACACGUACUUUGGCACCAUUUCCAUUUACUACAAGACCUCAGGGAUCAGGGUGGAUGUGAGCACACAGCAGGUCAACCUGAUCCAUGGCAAGGACCAGCACUCCUUCUCCUGGGCGUCCACAGCCAACAUAACACUCAGUGGAAUGAAGCUCUCCAUUGUGAAAGACGCUCACGUGACCAUAACCGUAAAUAAUGGGACGACUUUCAUGGUCUUGCUGCAUCGCGUUUGGAAGAAACACCCAUUCAAUGUGGACUUCCUGGGUAUCUACAUCCCCAGCAACAACAUAUACUCCACCCGCGUACACGGCCUCAUCGGUCAAUUUGCUGUUGAACCUGAGGUAAAGAUCUACAAUAUCCAUGAUGGUGCUGACCCGGUGAAGCAGGAGGCCACCAUGGAGGUCAAGGGGAACAAACUUGCUGUCACCAGGGGCUGGCAAAAAGACUACAGAAAGGACCGGAAAUACGGCUCUAAUGUUUUCUGCUGGUUUGUUCACAACAAUGGAAAAGGCUUCAUUGAUGGACAAUACAAGAACUACAUUGUUCCACAGAUGGACAGUUUCUUUAAGCAGGAACUUAAAUAAAAGUUAAUCUCUAUACAGUGUAGUAAAGGAAAGGUAAGGAUGAAAAGCAGAAAUGAAUGGCUUGAACCAACAUAAAUAAGCAAAAAACGUGUCGAUGUGACCUGCUCUGUUGACCCUGGUCUCAUUGUGUAGUGAUACAGGAAAAACACAUACAGCCAUACUGCUGACUAUCAGUGGUGAAGCUUUCACUGGGUUUAAAAUUAUGGAAUCCGGAACUUCAGAUUACCGGACUAUUGCCAGAAGAGGUGAAAAUUGUAUUAAAAAGACUUAUUUGCACUUACGACUUCUAUGCAGCAUUUCAGGUUCAGUGCCUUCCCUUGGAUAGAAGUUAAUUCACCGCUUGACUUUUGUUUUAUUACUUUGAUAAUAAUUUCAAACUGUACCCUCAAAUUUUUAAUAUGAGAAUUUCCAAUUUCCAGUUCAAUGUAACUGUGACUGAUGUUUCCAACAAAUCCAUUCUUUGCUGGUCCUCAAUUUGCAUUCCAGGUAAAUACAAAUAAAGUAAAAAAGACCA
This is a messenger RNA of Scleropages formosus (Asian bonytongue), 3399 nucleotides long. RefSeq names its product inter-alpha-trypsin inhibitor heavy chain 2 (gene itih2). The record is from RefSeq and is a predicted model, not a curated record. The coding region runs from base 69 to 2885 and encodes 938 amino acids. The transcript has 21 exons. Gene Ontology annotation, molecular function: serine-type endopeptidase inhibitor activity. Gene Ontology annotation, biological process: hyaluronan metabolic process. Lineage: Eukaryota; Metazoa; Chordata; Actinopteri; Osteoglossiformes; Osteoglossidae.